Molecule: messenger RNA, 1293 nt
Organism: Hydatigera taeniaeformis
Lineage: Eukaryota; Metazoa; Platyhelminthes; Cestoda; Cyclophyllidea; Taeniidae
Source: the annotation of a GenBank genome assembly
AUGUCAAGUGCUUCUCGUUCACCCUCUCCAUUUAGCAACUUACUCGACACAUUUCUUCUACUCAACUCUUCUUCUGUAGGCAUUGCCUUAAUCCAUGAUCCUGUUGCUCCAUCAACCGACUUUCUCGCUUCCUCCUCGUCGAUAGACGACCAGGUCUCCUCGGGUGGAGAGUACAUUAGCCCUGCUUCUGUGUCAAUUGACCAGGAGGAAGCAGAUGAGACUGAGAUUUUCUCCUCUCCUCUGCCUCAACAGCCGCCCACUCUUUUUCCCUUCGCUCUCAACCCCUCUGAACUAAUUCAGCGGAUCAAAGAGAAGGGUGGAGAAGGUGAGACGCAAUUGACCUCUUCCUCCUCCUCCCCCUCCUCCUCUUCCUCAUCGUCAUUAUCGCCUUCGCCCUCCUCACACGGAACCUCUACAAGUAGUAGCCCUUCCACCACACCAUCAAAUGUGCACACCACUGAUGUCGCUAUCUGUGCAUCAUCUGUCACCGAUUCGCACAUUCCUGAAUUCUCAUCUCUCCCCACGCCCCAGCGAAGUCCGACCUACGCAAGUCGGAGCAGUAGUGGUGGUGGUGGCGGUGAUAUUAGUGGGGAUAGAGGAGGCAGUGAUGCUGUAGUUGAAGAUCAAUUUCACACGUGUCCUCACGUGCGUCCUUCCUCUCUGCUAUCUCAACGUCAGAGAAAGAUGUUGGGUGCUGACUCAGGCUUCUAUUUCCACGUCCUUUCCUCUACCUCCGCUUCUGCCUCUGCAUCCGCCUCAUCCUCUACCGGUGUCGGUGAUUGCAACGCAAUUGUUGGGGGAACAGUAAGAGAGGGAUCAGCAAACGAGCAAUGCAGUCUCUCCUCCGGGUUCCAGUCUCAUUCACGCAACUCUAGUUUUGAGUCCGCUGGUUUGUCAAGGUGCUUCCCCGGUGAAUUGACAACAACUCCAACUGGCAGCUCCGGAGACUGCCAACUUUCAAUUGGGGGCGCUGGAGGCAGUAAGCAGCAUCUCAUUGAUGCGACACGCGUACCUCACGACGAGGUGGUGAAUCAAGUUCUUCGCACCUCUGCCAUCUCUCACCACUCUGCCUCUUCGCCGCCAAACUCGGUCUCAAACCGCACGAUUAAUAUCUGUUUGCUGGCAAUAACCACUGCUGCUGCUGCUGCUGCUGCUGCUGCGGCUGCUGCUGCUCACUGGCAUCCACGCGUUUGCACAUCUGCUCGCCUCCCUGGAGCCGCAAACAGCGCAUCGGCGGAGAUAGGAUGGGGUGGAGUGGGGUGGGUGGUGUGGUGUGGCCGUGGGGUGGAGUGA